Messenger RNA from Onychostoma macrolepis, 10075 nucleotides. Its product is annotated as serine/threonine-protein kinase WNK2-like. Gene Ontology annotation, biological process: intracellular signal transduction; positive regulation of potassium ion import across plasma membrane; positive regulation of sodium ion transmembrane transporter activity. Lineage: Eukaryota; Metazoa; Chordata; Actinopteri; Cypriniformes; Cyprinidae. Bases 1168 to 7608 code for a protein of 2146 amino acids. Gene Ontology annotation, cellular component: cytoplasm; cytosol. The record is from RefSeq and is a predicted model, not a curated record. The transcript is spliced from 30 exons. Gene Ontology annotation, molecular function: ATP binding; protein serine/threonine kinase activity; chloride channel inhibitor activity.
UCAGUGCCUUUGUCUUGUCUCAAGAUGCACACCAGUAAUGCUUUUUUCUAAGCAUGUUCUCUUAAUUGAACUACCAAUAGCUGCUCGCAUAUAAUUCAAGGCAUUGAUGUUUGCCCACGAAACCAGCGCUGGCUCUGCACCCCUUUACCUCAAUUCAGUACCUCAGACUUACGUGCCUCUAGAAACUCAAUCCCAGCAGCUGAGUCCUUAACCAUCUUCAAGAAUCGGCUAAAAACACAUCUCUUCCCUCUUUAUUUGACCCUCUAACUCCAGCACUCUCUAUUUCUAUUCUUUAAUUCUAUUAUAUAAAAAUCCCCCUUUUAGACUUGCACUUAUUCAUUUACUAACUGCUUGUUUUCUUUAAAAAAAAAUUAUAUUCUAUCUGUUUUCUUUUUAUUUAUUAUACAAUUAACAAAAAAUGCCUCUAACACUAGCUUGCUCUAUUCUUUUUUUAUUCUGUUUUCUUUUUAUUUAUUAUAUAAUUAAAAAAAAAAACCUUGCUAGUGUACUGCAUUAAGCUAACUGAGACUUGUUGCAGCACUUGCACAUCAUUGCUCUUUUGUUGAUUUUGAUUGCUUCCAUUGUCCUCGUUUGUAAGGAUAAAAGCGUCUGCUGAAUGAAUAGAUGUAAAUGUGCAUGAGUUGAAUGCAUAUCGGACGCGUUUAAGGAUCUGUUCCCUUCUCGCUGUCGCUGUAUGGAAAAGAGCUGCUUGGAAAUCCUGCGAAAUGUCUCCUUUUGCAGAAGCGGUCGUGUCCGUUUCGUUCGGCCUGAUGCUGAUCCUGAUGUGAUGUGAAGUGAGAGGUGAGGAGGAGGCAGAGGAAUGCUGGGAAUGAUCCUGUGAUUGGAGCAGCGGCGCUGGGCGUGGAGCAGCAUUCAGAAGCGCUUUCCAGACGGAGAGGGUUCCAGGGAUGCCGAGGUGAAUGAGCUUCCAGGCGGUACUCCGGCGAAUGCGCAGCGCGUGACCUGUCGUGAUUUACCGGUGGUCAGCGCGUCAUCUCUGCGUUAAACACCGCCGCUGCUUUAAAGAUCUGCCACCGUCCAAGCGACUGCGACGCUUCAGCUUUCUCAUAUGGAUGUGUUAUCGCUGAUGUUUGGGAAAAUGCGUCAGUGCUGCCGCUCCACAGCGGUUCGAUCCUGAACGGCGCGAACGUGUGACUGAUUCAAACCAUGGAGCCCAAACCUGACUGCUGCGCCUCAUCCGUGCCCAACUCUCAGUGCGAGCUGCAGCUCAACAUCUACGAGACGAUCAGCGAGGGGAACGUGAAUAAGCUGGAGAGCUCAGCGCUGGUGCGCGCCGGCAGCGACCCCAGCUCCUAUCCCUGCUCCAAACGCCAGAGGUUCAUCCGCAGGAGCCUGUGGUUCACCGAUAAUGACGAGCCCCAGGCCGACGACUGCAACCCGGAGUGUGAGGAGCAGAGGAAGAUGCUCAGCAUCAACCUGAGGACCAUUGUGGACCGAACUCUGGCCGUCCGAUCCGGUUUACAGGAGGGAUCGAGCACGGAGAGCCAGAAGGCUCAGAAAGAGCUGGAGAGCGGCAGCGCAGACGAGGAGCGAGCGGAGCUCAGAGCGGACGGAGGGAAGACUCACAUGAAAGCGGCCAGCGAGGAGAACGAGGAGGAGGCCGAGAUGAAGGCUGUGGCCACCUCUCCCGGCGGACGCUUUCUCAAGUUUGACAUCGAGAUCGGCCGUGGCUCCUUCAAGACGGUCUACAAGGGCCUGGACACGGACACCUGGGUGGAGGUGGCCUGGUGUGAACUUCAGGACCGCAAGCUGACGAAGGUGGAGAGGCAGCGCUUUAAAGAGGAGGCUGAGAUGUUGAAGGGUCUCCAGCAUCCAAACAUCGUGCGCUUCUAUGAUUUCUGGGAGUCUCCGCUGAAGGGGAAGAAGUGCAUCGUGCUGGUCACAGAGCUCAUGACGUCAGGCACGCUCAAAACGUAUCUGAAGCGCUUCAAGGUGAUGAAACCCAAAGUGUUGCGCAGCUGGUGUCGUCAGAUCCUCAAAGGCCUGCACUUCCUUCACACACGCACUCCUCCCAUCAUCCACCGGGACCUGAAGUGUGACAACAUCUUCAUCACGGGGCCCACGGGCAGCGUGAAGAUCGGAGACCUGGGUCUGGCCACGCUCAAGAGAGCCUCCUUCGCCAAGAGUGUGAUCGGGACGCCGGAGUUCAUGGCCCCAGAGAUGUACGAGGAGCACUACGAUGAGUCCGUGGACGUCUACGCGUUCGGCAUGUGCAUGCUGGAGAUGGCCACGUCUGAAUACCCAUAUUCAGAGUGCCAGAACGCCGCUCAGAUCUAUCGCAAAGUCACCAGCGGGGUGAAGCCUGCCAGUUAUAAUAAAGUGAUGGAUCCUGAGGUCAAAGAGAUCAUCGGCGAGUGUAUUUGUCAGAAUAAGGAGGAGCGUUACUCCAUCAAGGACCUGCUCAAUCACGCGUUCUUCGCGGAGGACACCGGCGUGAGGGUGGAGCUGGCGGAGGAGGACGACGGCCUGAAGACGUCCAUCGCGCUGAAGCUGUGGGUGGAGGAUCCUCGCCGGCUGAAGGGCAAGUACAGGGACGGAGGAGCCAUCGAGUUCAGCUUCGACCUGGAGAAGGAGAUCCCUGAAGCCGUGGCGCAGGAGAUGGUUGAGUCUGGUUUCUUCCAUGAGAGCGACGCAAAGAUAGUGGGCAAGUCUCUCCGUGACCGAGUGGCUCUGAUAAAGUGGCGCAGGGAGAGGACGGCGCCGAGGGCCUCGCAGGGCGGCGCUGCUCCGGGCGAGACGGUGCCGGUCAUCUGUGAACCGCCCGGUCUGCUGGAGCCUGAAGAGCCGGAGGUGGAUCAGCAUGUCCACGUGUGUCCGCUCAGUGCCAGGACCACAUCCACCACAUCUGACAGUGGCAUCGGUUCGACUGUGUAUUCGGACUCCCACAGCAGUGGUCUGCACAGUGUCAUAUACCAGUCCUUACAGGAAUCUGUCUCCCCGGCAAACCAGGAGUCUUCUGUUCUGAGAGUCCAAAGCAAGGCUGCACCCGCCGCUGCUCAACACGUGCAGACGUUCCCUCCUGUCUCCUCAGAGACCCCCGCACAGGCUGCCGGACAGAAUCUGUCCGCUCCCGUGCCGCUGGCGCUUCUGCAGGGCGUCUCAACCGCACCACAAACCGUGAAUCCACAGGUGCUCGCUCCUACAGGUCAGACUGCAGAGCUGAAUGCACGGGCCCACGUGCUCCAAACUGCAGCGUCUCAUCAGCCAGUCUCUGUGCCCCAGAGUGCUGUGGGUCCGAGUUACCAUCCUCCCGGGGCAGAGCUAGCAAAUGCACAGACAUUUUCACCCAUACAGCUCACUGCAGUUGCAGCUGCACACAAUCUCCCAUCUAAAACAGAAGCAGUGCUGCCUGCAGAUCAAAAUUUUCAGAGCGGAGCCUCCAGCGUGCUGCAUAUCCCGCCAGCAUCUGCACAGGCUCGACAAACACCUGUGUUACAACAUUUGCAGCAACUCACUGCGAAUGCCACAACAGAUGGUCAACUCCGCGACUUCUCAAACAUGCAGCAAACUGCUCCUGCGCAGCUGAGCCAGACAGGCCCUGCAGCACCUGUCCCACAGCUCUCCAUUCAGACACAGCUGAUGGACAGCUGGCAGCAAGGAGGACAGUCCACCUCCAGUCUGCUGACACAAUCUGUUCCUCCUCCUCCAGCUUACCUCACACAGUUUCCUUCCAUUAACUCAGCUCAGUCAGUCGGAACCCCUCUUCCUGGAUGUGGCCCGCACCCCGCCUGCUUUCCCUCUGUGCAGUCGUCCCUCAAUCUGCCCGCCCCCACACACCCUGACAUCUCGCCAGUGUCAUGUUCACAGAUGGAGAUCUCUGCACUAACCCAGUACCCCCACCUGUCCUCCACCUCUCCUAUACCCACACAAUGUCCUGCUCCACCCUUUGCUGCUCCAGUGUUCGUGCCUCCAGUUCCCACAGUUCACCAGUACCAGCAGGCCUAUUCUGUUGCUCAGCAGCCUGCCAUAAACUCCAUGGCCACUCUCUCCCAACAUUCCCACAGUCAGGCCACACCCACAGCGCACCAAAGUCUCCACCCCUCUCCAAACACUGCCUCUAUGUGUGUCGGAGUCCCUCCCACUAAACAUGCUCUGCCCACCCAGGGAGUCUUGACCAGCCAUUCCCAAACUGUUCACGUGGACCAGAACUUGUCCAGUAGCUCCGAUCACGUCCGUGUCUCUCAGAUGAUGACACACCUGACUCCAACUCCUGCCCCGAGCGUCCCGUCCCACAGCAUCCAUAAUGCGCCUCAGCCUCCCGCAGUACCACAGCUCUCGUCCUUCAGACCCGUCCUUGACACAUUCGGCUCUGCUGUGCCCGUGGACCCAAACCAGGCUCCUCAGCACUUCAGCCCAGCGUCUUUACCCACCGUCCCGCAUUCAGGAGCCGGUGCCAGCCUGAGUCAGCAGAACAGCAGUGUUACUCCAGCUCUGCAGCACAGCACCGGAGCUCCCACUGAAAUAUGCACUGAGGAGCAUGUUCCUGAUAAACAGGCAGCACCAGCUGGGUCCACGUAUGACAGUAUAAACUCAGAUGCCACAUCCGCUAAAGAGAUGAGCGAUGGGAACGAGGGCUCCGGCAGAGCUCGUAGUGAAUCAAGAGUGCGAAAACCCAAUCGCAAAACGUCCCGCACGCGCUUCCGCCAAGACAAGAUCAACAGACCCAAACUCACCAUGAUCAAAGUGUGUGACACAGGAGACAAGAUGGUGGAGUGUCAGCUGGAGACUCAUAACCAUAAGAUGGUGACGUUUAAAUUUGACCUUGAUGGAGAUGCUCCAGAGGAGAUUGCCACAUAUAUGGUUGAGAAUGAGUUUAUUUUGUUGCUGGAGAGGGAGAUGUUCAUUGAGCAGCUGAAGGAAAUCAUGGAUAAAGCUGAGGACAUUCUGAAUGAGGACGCUGAUGGUGAGAAGGCCUCAGUCCAGACCUCACCGCUCCAUCAGAUGCCCGUCACAGCAGACUCCGGCCCACAGGGGUCAAAACAUGAGCGCACGCAGUCUGACCAGCUCGUCUAUAAACAGAACGUGCUUCACACCGGAAAGCGCUGGUUCAUCAUCUGUCCUGUGGUGGAGACGGCCGCGCAUGAUGGAGAAGAGGCUGCCACAAACCCAGAGAGCUCCUCUACAUCUCAAACGCAGGAUGUAAACACAGCCAGAACCAAACCUCUGCAGAAACAGCCAUCGGUGCCACAGGUGUCCCUCUCUGAGAUUGCUCCGUCGGUCGAGGGCCCUCAGGCUGCCUGCGCGGCUGUGGUUCCUGACAUCCCAUGCUGCCCCAUUGUGCCUCCUGUUUCGCUGGACGUCUCUGCUCAGAAAACGGCAGAGGUCCCUCAGGAGCCAGUCACUCACAGCAGCAGCCCCAGCGUGGAGCCGCCCGUCAGCCAGAUCCAGACUCCGCCCGUGGUGCUGCUUCAGCCCUUUGCCACGCCCACUCCACAGGCUUCGGUCAGCAGCGGCCAAUCACAGCCUCAGAGCCCCACCCAUCAGCCCCAAAGCCCCACCCAUCAGCCCCAGAGCCCCGUCCAUCAGCCUCAGAAUGCCCCGCCCCUGCAGCUGGGCGAAUCGGACGGGGAAGGGCCACCUAGGCUGGAGUUUGCAGACAGAACGAUAAAGACUCUGGAUGAGAAACUGAGAAAUCUUUUGUACCAAGAGUACCACCCCUCGCAAACCACGAGCUCCGCCUCCGAGCCGCCCGGAUCACCACCCCUGUCUGACAGCCAGGGCAGUGACGGUGCCAUGAGGAAAGCAGAAAAACUGCCACAGAUUCCUGAGAGGUCCGACAGUCUCGGGACUUUGAGUGAUUCUGCUGUCGCCCCCUUCAAAAGACUUCUGACCAGAAAAGACUCUGAGAGCCACUUCCAGAUUGUGCCGACAGAUUCAGAUGCGUCUUCUCACGAUGGUGGAGAUCAUGUGAUUGAUCUUGAAUCUGCAGCUGUUCCUGCAAUCGAGAACGGACACAGAUCCACAUCAAAGUCACAAAGCAACCGUUACUCAGCACCUCCUGACUUAUAUCAGGACACAACUACUUCCUUUCCAGAGGCCAGACCUGCAAUGCCUUGCGCUCAGAGCUCGCUGUCAGCGGACGGGACGGCGCAGUGCUUGUCCUCGGACACCGGAGAGGAGGAUCAGAGCGUUAAGCCCUCAUCUCUGGCUCCUGACCCAUCAGAGUCAGGCGGCGGGGACUUCAUGAAGCGGGCGGUGGCAUUCCUCCGGCGCUCGGGCCACAGCAGCAGCGUCCAAAGCUCUGACUCGCCCCCUUGUCCUCUGGUGAAUGGACACACCCCCUCGGUUAGCGGCCACGCCCACUCCGCUUACGUCAGCAGUGAUAACGACUCUGAGUUUGAGGACGCUGAUAUGAAACGAGAACUGCAGAUGCUGAGAGAGAAGCACAUGAAGGAGAUCUCCGAGCUCCAGGCUCAUCAGAGAGGAGAGAUCGAGCAGUUGUAUUCUCGGAUAGGUCGACCGGUUCCUCCCAGCGUGGGCUUCUUGCAUGCAGUGCCGCCUACAGGCCGCCGCCGCAGAGCCUCCAAACACAAGCUGAAGGGAAGCCGACUGCUCAAUCCCAUGGUGCAACAUCUUAGGAACAACCGAAGCAACAGCUCUACUGAGACGUGCUCCAGUGUGUCGGGCUCGCCGGUCAAGAGCUCGGUUCUGGGUAACAGCUCUGUGGGAUCCAGCACAGCCACGCUGAGCCCCGUGUCAGAACCACUGGAGCCGGUCCAGACUCAGCAGCCCUGCUCGCUCAAGGGCUCUCUGUCCUCUGACAACAUCUACGGCCCCACCACACACACACCACCCCGACAAGGCUGGACCGUUUACCACCAAACAUCUGAGCGAAUCACCUAUAAAUCUAGUAGCAAACCACGCACUAGAUUCCUCAGUGGACCCGUGUCUAUGUCCAUCUGGUCCACUCUGAAACGGCUAUGUCUAGGGAAAGAGCGCAGCAGUAGGUCUCAUAGUACUGGUGCGGCCCAUGUGACUUCAGCAUCCAAUCAGACCCUGCCUCCCGCAGCCAUGCCUGCUUCAUCCUCUCGGCCGAUCACGGCGCUCGUUCAGGCUCAAGCAAACAACAGCAACAACAAAAGCGGUACAUUCACUGAUGACCUACACAAGCUGGUUGAUGAUUGGGCAAAAGAAACUCUUGCCUCCGCCCCUCAGCUCCGCCCCUCUGUGUGUCAGAGUAGACUGCAGAGAUCUCAUCAGUCCUUCCAAACCAACCCCACUCCAAUGGCCAGAAUCCCCAAUCAGAUAAGGGGCUCAAUCCCUCAGGCAGCUGUGAAGUUCCAUCUACCACUGUCCUGUCCGCUGUCAGCAGCUCUAGGUCCCAUCAUGCCUCAUGGCAUCACCAGCACCCCAUCACCCAUCCUCCAGCGGGCCGGAUACUUGAUGCCCACCGCCCCCUUUGCUGGGAUGAUCCCAGCCCCUGUGUAUCCAAACCAGUGGUCCGGUUUGCCCAGUCCAGUGGGCAUGUUUGCUACGGCCGGUAUGGUCCCAUACCCGGCCAUGGCCAGCCCAGCACUGCAGACUUUUCCUCUGGUGGUGAAAAGCCCAGACGCCCCGAUGUGCCCCAGCAAAGCCAGGACUGCAUAAGAGUGCCGCCCUGCACUCCAAACACCACAACAGAUGCUGUUUUUUGCGUAAGGCUAAUCAAUGCACACUUGCAUAAGGAUAAUCAUGCAAGCUCAACACAGCUGAUUACAGACAUGGAGGCAUUUUCUCCUGGAUAAACAAAUGACCCACUAGUUUGCAGAGCAGUGGGAGUUUCUACAACACUCUAGAAUACGUUUUUAACUCUGCUUCAGGAUCAAACCACAAUCUCUGAAAUGUCUGUGUGCUUUAGAUCGCUGUUGGAUUAUGGACACAUCUGUGCAAAGCCUUUGAGCCUGUAAAUAUGAGGUGUGUGUGUUUAUGUGAAAUUGGGCAUGAGGAGUGUGUUUGUGUCAAAACAGUCCUGUGGGCACUGCUUUCGCUUUUUUCCCUUUUUUUUGAAGACCUUUUAGCUCUUAUGUUUGAAUCUGUAUUGAGGUGUGUUAGUAAAGGGUUUGGAGUGUACUGCAGGAUCAUGGCCUUCAAUUCUACUGCCAUAGAUUAUAAUUUUAAAAUAAUUUCCCCAUAAUUCAACGUAAGUGACUAACCUAUGGCAGCAUGAGCAGGCAGCUCUUAGAGCUAUAGACAUAUUUCACAAAACACGAGCAGAAUAAAUUGUCAUUCUUACAACGAUGUAAGAAUUGAAAUUCAUGCUGCUUGUGUUUUAUAAGAAGCCAAAUGCUCAAAGUUGUCGUGAUUGAUUAUAGAAAUAUCAGUCCUACUUUUCAGUAAUACUGUUAAGAAUAUUUUUCAUAAAUUUACAGCACUUUUGAGUGGCUUUCAUUGGCUGUUUACAGACAUAUCCAGCAUUUUUAAAACUAUUUCAGACCACAGGACAAAAUCCCUACAUGAAAAUGAAUAAUUCAGGACGAUGUAGUGCCUUGAUCAGUCAUCAGUUUUCCCUCUAAAGGUAUGAAUCACUUCUGAGGAAAAGCCAUUCCUCUGUGGUUUAGCAUGAUUUUCCUUCUGUUCCUAAUGCAAUAGUUUUUUCAUAACCCUUUUUUUUUUUUCAGUCAUGUGGUGGUUUACAUAAAGUAAUUACUCUCCCCUUUGUUGAAGCGAGUUUGCAAUCAAUACAUUUAACAUAAUUUUAAGUUUAAAUAGGAGCUAGUCUGUGCAGAUUGAUAAAUGAGUGCAGUUCCAGCCGUUGAUGCUUGGGUUUCUGAUUGUUGUACUGCAUUCAUAAGCAAUACUGCACUAGCAUACUACAACUGUACUAAGCACAGAGGAAGUGAACAAAUUGUUUACAUUGCGAUUAAUGCAUGCCAUCAAAGCGUCGCAGAUACCAAAAUACAAAACUAAGAAUUGUUAUCUAAAUAUAUCUAGGAACAUUUUAUGUGCUUGUGAUCUUGCAGAAACCCAAAGUGUGCCACCUUCCCUCUUUAGAGUGUAACACAGGGACUGAAUGCAGGUUUGACUUUGGAAUCAGUGUUGUGUGAACCCCGAAUGUAGUGUGUCAAAUGCUGGAGCAGUGUGUUGACAUUACAUGCAUGCGAAUCAACCCCUCGUUGCGUGCACCAUAACCCCCACCUACAAUGUGAAAGCUAGCCAGACUUGGCACAGAGCAGAUCUACUUUACAUUCAUACACACAAGUUCAGUUACUAUAUUAUCAAAUCUAUGAUUUUUAUUUUGCUUUGAAUAGUGGCUGAAGUUUUUUUUGUUUUCUCCAUCGGCUCUGUUAUGAGCUCUUGCACAGUGUCGGUGAUGUUGAGAUAAUAUUUUAAUUUCUUUUAGGAGGGCAGUGCAAUUGUUGUUUCAUAAAAGUGAUCCAAUAUGGGAGAAAAUGCAAGCAAUUUAAUAUUAGGUCACACAGAUACACAUGUACAAAAUGUAUCUGUUUCCAAAACCCACAUCCCAGUGUAUACAGUUUUAUUUGUUAUGUUUGUAAGAUUUCAUCUUAUUUUGUUGUGUAAUUUACAUUUCUGAUAGAGCCAGCAGGCUGUUUUCUUCCUGAGUUCUUCCAUAUUCUUCAUCAGACUUUGAGUUUUUUUAAACCUCAUUUUCAACAGUAUCUUUGUAAAAGGCUGCGACCCACACAACUGCCAAACUGUGAAUUGUACAGUCCUCUUGUAUUUAUUUUAUCAGUGCUUUUAAUGCAUCUUCUGUCCUUUAAUGUGUCAUUCCAUCCAUUCAUUUGUACAGGACGUUCAAUCAGUCAGAAUGAUCUGCUUCAUGAAAAAUGCUUCCGGUAGGAAGGGGUUUCUGAUAUUCUGUUCUUGCUGUUUAAUGCUAAAAUCUCUGGCAAUAAUUACUUUACGUUGCCAUGUUAGUGACUUACUGAUCUGAUGUGGCAUUUAAUAGGUUAUGGACUUUUAAUUUUUUUUCUGCAUUGGCGCUCUGUGAAUGGUUGCUUAUGAUGCACACCCUUCAAUGAAUUACUUUACUCCGCUCAGAUACAAAAUGCACUCACAACACAAAGACUGUGUACAAGUUUAAUUAAAGAAUAAAUAAAUAUUUUGUGCUUAAUAA